Molecule: messenger RNA, 1523 nt
Organism: Mangifera indica (mango)
Lineage: Eukaryota; Viridiplantae; Streptophyta; Magnoliopsida; Sapindales; Anacardiaceae
Product: probable E3 ubiquitin-protein ligase RHC1A
Exons: 3
Coding region: 296-1222 (308 amino acids)
Biological process (GO): protein ubiquitination
Cellular component (GO): cytoplasm
Molecular function (GO): ubiquitin protein ligase activity
Source: RefSeq, a predicted model, not a curated record
CGGAACGAAGGUCUUAUCUAUAAAUUAUUGAAAGCUAAAAAGAUUUUUUAAUAAAAAAUUCUCAAAUUUUACAUUUAGGGUUUCUCCCCCUUUUUAACUUUCGUAAUUCUUGAAAAUUCCUCUCGAUCUUCCCGAGGUUUGAGUGGUGAGGUUGCAUAGUGUAGAAGAGGUAUUUGGAAAUUUUUAAUUGAAGAAGUCUUUUGGCCAGAAUGCUGAGAAAAUAGUUAAAAAGUGCGGAAGUUUUGUGGACAAGGUUUUCUUUCAGACUUCUGAGAGUUUGCAAAGAGAGGAGACAAUGUCAAGUGGCAGAAACACCCACUGGUGUUACAGAUGCAGGAGGCCGUUUAGUCUGAUAGGGGAAGAUGCAGUCUGCCUUUACUGUAGUGGAGGCUUUGUUCAAGAGCUUGAUGAUAUGGUGCAGUUGAGCCCACUGGAUUACUUUGGAUUGGACAAUGACGAACAUGACCAGAGGUUUGGUCUUAUGGAAGCUUUUUCAGCCUUUCUGAGGCAGCGAAUGGCAGAAAGACAUUAUCAUGAUAUCAGGGGUAGAUCUGAUUUAAAUCACCAGCAUGGUCAGGGCUUUGGGCCGUUGUUGAUUUUCGGUGGCCAAAUUCCUGUUAGACUGUCUGGAAAUGGUGGGCUUGAAGCAAUUUUUGGGUCAACUCCAGGAAUUGGUUUUGCACGGGGUAAUACUGGCGAUUAUUUUAUAGGUCCUGGACUGGAAGAACUUUUGGAGCAGCUUUCAGCUAAUGACCGACGGGGCCCUCCCCCUGCAGCCCAAUCUUCAAUCAAUGCCAUGCCCACUGUUAAGAUCUCACAGAGGCAUCUUCGUUCUGAUUCACACUGUCCUGUUUGCAAAGACAAAUUUGAGCUUGGUUCGGAAGCAAGGCAAAUGCCCUGUAACCAUAUAUACCAUUCAGAUUGUAUUGUUCCAUGGCUAGUGCAGCACAAUUCAUGCCCGGUUUGCCGCCAGGAAUUACCACCACAACAAGGGUUGAGUAGCAGUCGCAAUCAAAGCUCAAGUGGUACAAGUCGAAGCAGCAGGUUCAGUGGCAAUGCCAGUGGAAGGGAGAAUCAUGGAAGACGGAAUAUAUUCUCUAAUAUCUGGCCAUUUCGCUCAUCUAGUUCUAGUUCAAACAAUAAUGGAACUGCUGGAAGUAGCUCACCAGCAGUGCAUGAGAAUAACCACCAGAUGGGUUACAGUGGAUGGCCUUUUGACUAAAGCUCUUAUGUUGAAAAAUACAAUUUGCUGCUUGUUCUGAUCAGAACUCAGUGGCUUCCUUCAAUUAUACCAAAUCUUUGAUUAUGAUCAGGAUUGGUUUGAGACAAGAAAUUUACCAGUGUGGUGUGUUUGCUAGAAAUAAUCGAGUGUUCUAUUGUGCAUCUUUAUAUGUAAAUCACUCCUUAUUCUUCUUUGUUGAAUUCCUGUGCCUUUUCAAUUGUAUUUGCCACCCUAUUAUAGGCUUAAAUAAUGUCUUAUUCCUUGUAAUUUUCAAUUUACUUCUACACCCUAAUUUCAUUAA